UCCAUCUCUCCUCCUGCGCGCGCGCACGCGCGUCCGAACGGCGCAUGUAAGUGUUGUUUUCCUGCAUCCGCAGUCGCUCGUGUUUGCUUUCCGACCCAUCUUCGCAAGUUGACUUAUUAUUUCCGUGCGGCCUCCUACUCUUUUCUCUUCGUCUCUCUCUCUUUUGUUCCUUUUCCUGACCGCUGGCCGGGAAGUAACCACGCCGACCUGUGCCCAUGAAAGCCAGCGAGGGACCGCUACGUCGCUCUCAUCAUCAUCAUCAUCAUCAUCGUCAUCACCAUCACCACCACCACCACCAUCAUCAUCAUUGUCCCUGCUCGUGAUUUCCGACUGGGUGCAGACGAGAGAGAUUGUUUGCGCCCAUGGCGUCCGUUUCGAAGGUGUCUAUUUUGGAUUACUUUAAUAUUGUGUUCGAGGGCGAGAAUGGGAAAAUCGAAUCCAACUGCAAAGCGUGUGGCACCAGAAUUCAAGCGAAGCGCAGCGUCACGUCCAACUUCGUCACGCAUCUUAAGCGCAAGCACCAGGCCAUGUAUGAUGACUUUGUCAAAAGGAAGGACAUGAAGAGAGAAGGCUUCCCCUCUGCACCUAUGCACACUUUGAUGGCCAAUGGAGGGAAUUCCCGCUACACUUUCCCUGCGGGGGCAGGAAUGGGAGGAGGUGCUGGAGGGAUGGGCACCUUAGAUGGAGGAGGAGGAGUAAGCAAGUUUGACAAGCACGAUCCACGUCAGGUUUUGAUAAGUGAGGCCAUUGCGAAGAUGAUCGUUCGCGAUCUGCAGCCAGUUUCAAUGGUGGAGAACUGUGGCUUCAGGGUACUCCUUCAGCUCCUGGAGCCACGCUACACUCCGGACCCCCAGUACUACAUCCAAAACCAGCUCCUCCCAGCUUACACCUACCAGGCCCAGGUGACAAUUCGUCAGGCGCUGGCUUCGGCGCAUGCCCUCAGCCUCAGCCUGGAUGUCUGGAGGGCCUCGUCCGCAUCUUCGCUAGGCUACCUCGGUGUCACCUGCCAUUUUCUGUCAAUGGAGUGGCAGAUGCGCUCGGCUCUCCUGGCGUGCCUUCCCCUCACCGGGAAUCGAAUCCUUUCCGAUUUCGAAGACGUCUGUCACUCUCACGGCGUGUCCGGAAGAGCCUUCCGUGUGGUGUCCGACCCGAUUCUGACCACCACGACUGUGAAGCCACGCUGUCUACCCGGUUUCUGCCAAGAGGAGGAUGAAGAGGAUGUCGAAAGGUGCACCGACGAGGAGGGAGGCAUUAGGAAUGGACACGGGGGAGAGGAAGCGUGGGAGGACUCGUGGGAGCGGGAUGGCGGCGUUCGCCGUGUGGACUGCUUCUCUCGCUCUCUCAGCCAUUGUGUCAGAGAGGGCUUGCGUUCUUGUACGCAACUCGCUUCUGCGCUAGCCAAAGCUGGCCACUUCUACAGAUACAUUACAACAGUGGUUCCACCGGAGAAAUUAAGUCAGGUGCUUGAUGGACCUGGUUUGAUGAUGGGAGCCCUGGGAAACCCUUUAGCACCGCUUCAAGACUGGGCGAUCCAGCUUAAGAUGCUUCGCCGGCUUCUGGACUCCGUGGAGGUCUUGGAGGAGAUGAGCGGACCUGGGGAAAUGGUGCUAGGUGUUUCGGAGACGGCGUUGCUGAGGGAGCUCACUGACACUUUGGAGCCCUUCAUGGAAGCCUGGGACAUGGUUUGCGGGGAACGACAGACGGACACGCAGACCGACGUGCCGACAGACAGACACGUGUCCGUUAGUCUUGCGCUCCCGUGCGUACUGGGUUUACGCAAGCAUCUUUCGGAGACGUCCACCCCUCAUUGCCCUUCUCUCCUGGCCAGCCUGAGUCAGGCAACUGAGCGCCGCCUCGCUCCCAUCCUGGAGGACCCCCUCUACAUCACCGCCACCACUCUCGACCCUCAAUUCAAGCUCACGUGGAGCAGUGACCCCGAGUGGCACGGACAAGUUCUUCUGAAAGAACUAUCCAAAUAUUCCGCAGAGUCCAACCCAGAACGACUUCCUCAUUCCCACACGUCUCCAACCCCGACACCGUCGCCCGUGUCGCCGCUGACUCGUCCCUGCAAGUUGUUCUCUUUCAUCAAGCAGAGACCCACCACGCAAGCCAAGAGCCUGGAACAGGAGCUAGCCAUCUACUUGCGAGAGGAACCCACGGAUGAAGAGGUUUUGCAUUACUGGCGACGGAAAGCCAUUGACUUCCCGCUCCUUGCCCAGGUGGCCAAAAGGGCGGUGACCAUACCCGCUUGCGGCACGGCGGUCGAAAGCAUCUUCAGCAAGGCCGAGCGCUGCCUGAGGCCCGAGAGAGGGCGACCCUUACCAAAGAACCUGGAGACACUUAUCUACCUCAAAGCCAAUUAUAGAUUAUUGUGGACAUAGUCUAGUUGUUUGCAGCCUUAUAGUAAAUAUGGCAGCGCGUAUUAAGGAAUAAAGGGAACACCUUUGCCUGACACUAUCUUUAUCCAACCAGCCAAUGAACCCACUAACAAACCAAUGAUUACAUUAAACAAAACUGCAUCGGACUUCUUGUCGCUGAUAUCUAUAUACUAACCGGAAAAGUUAAUGUAUUGGAUUUUUAGACUACUUCUAUGACAAUGCGUCACCCACUAACAUUGCCAGUUUCCUUCUGUGUGUGUAUGCCUCAUCACUAGCACUUAAUA
Molecule: messenger RNA, 2662 nt
Organism: Syngnathus typhle (broad-nosed pipefish)
Lineage: Eukaryota; Metazoa; Chordata; Actinopteri; Syngnathiformes; Syngnathidae
Product: zinc finger BED domain-containing protein 4
Exons: 5
Coding region: 363-2381 (672 amino acids)
Molecular function (GO): protein dimerization activity
Source: RefSeq, a predicted model, not a curated record